Molecule: messenger RNA, 1087 nt
Organism: Gasterosteus aculeatus aculeatus (three-spined stickleback)
Lineage: Eukaryota; Metazoa; Chordata; Actinopteri; Perciformes; Gasterosteidae
Source: RefSeq, a predicted model, not a curated record
GUCUUGAUCACAGGACGGCUGGAUUGAGACUUAGCUAGGUAAAAAAAUGAUUAUGAGUUGGGUACUUAUGAGUUGGGUACAAAUCAACCCUUAAUGAUGAUAGGUAUUAUGUAGGAGCCCCAUUCUAUUUGCAGUAUUAUAUUUGUUACCAUUACAACUUUAAUCAGAUUUGUGUGUGUCUGUUGCGAGAUUGUCUUUUGUCCAUGUAAAGCUACCGUAGUGUGGAGUAUGCUAACCACGAGUGUAAUGGCAUCGUGGUUGUUGUUGUUCGAGUCAAACGCAUAGCUUAGGUUUGCUCUGGGCUGUGCAAAAUAAAACCCUCUUUAAUGUGGAAUACGACUCGUGUCUUGCCUUCAUAUCAUGACAUGGUGUCAGAAUUAAAGACUUCACGUCAACAUUAAGGGCGAGAUGGCAAAGUUUGGACCUCCGGAGCCGUUCGACUUCUCGCAGCCGGCGGAGUGGCUUACAUGGCGGCAGAGAUUCUCCCGUUUCAGAGUCACAUCGAAACCGGACAAAGAGAGCGGCGAAGUGCAGGGGGACUCAUUCUUGUACUCAAUGGGGAGGGAUACCGAACCUAUUUACGGCUCGUUUGUGUUUCCUGCGGCAACCGAGGCCAUGCCGUAUUCAGAGUAUGAGUUAAAUCUAGUGAUGCAGAAAUUUGACGAACACUUUCCCGAACACUUCCCGAAAAGGAACGUCAUCCACGAUCGCGCCUGUUUUCACAAGCGGAGCCAAAGGGCCGGUGAGACAGUGGAAGCUUUCGUGCGGAGCCUGUACGAGCUCGCGCAGCACUGCGAGUUCGGUGCGGGGAAGGACGAGCAGAUCCGGGACCGGAUCGUCAUCGGAAUAAUAGACAAAGAGGUUUCUCAAAAACUACAGCUGGAGGCGGACGUGACUUUGGAGAGAGCCAUCCAGCUUGCACGGCAAAGUGAACAAGUUAAACAACAAAGUGCAGAGCAUCUGGAAACUACAGUGAAUGAGGUGAUAGGAAGGCCAAAAUUGACGAGGCACUGGUGAACAUGAUCGUAAAGGAUUCGCAGCCCUUCAAGGUAUGAUAUUUAUUUGCCACAUAAACGCAAAAAAGAAA